Molecule: messenger RNA, 3100 nt
Organism: Branchiostoma belcheri (Belcher's lancelet)
Lineage: Eukaryota; Metazoa; Chordata; Leptocardii; Amphioxiformes; Branchiostomatidae
Product: spermatogenesis-associated protein 5-like
Cellular component (GO): cytoplasm
Molecular function (GO): ATP binding; ATP hydrolysis activity
Source: RefSeq, a predicted model, not a curated record
UCAGUGUGGCAUGUGGUUAGACAGAUCUGUGUGCACAUGUGAUAAAGUUUGGUUACGGCUUUAGUGAGGUAACGUUACAUUUUUACCUGACGCCUGUUUCCAGAAUGUCCAAGAAGGUCAGAGGAACAAAGUCAGACUGGGUCAAGUGUUCCCCCAGCGGCUGCCUGGUCAGCAGGACUGACCUGGUCCGGCGGGACGUCCCGGUCAGCCCGGCGGAUGAGACCGACUUGGACCCGAGAGUGAGUGGCGCAGGGUUAGGGUAUGUCGGCGAGGAUGGAUAUCUGAGAGCCGUGGUGUACAGUCACAAAGUUGAUGUUGAAAAGCCAAAGCUGCCACAAAGUACACAACAGGAACUUGUGCAUCUUAGUCCAACCACUAUGGCGCUGUGUAAGCUGUGUGUUGGCAGACCAGUACUGAUCUCCUGUGUGAAGACCAACAGGGCAGUUGUGGGCACAGCCUGGCCAGGGCCCCCCCUCUCCCUCACCAGUGUUGGGCUGUGUGAGGGGUUACGGGUGAACUGUGGUGCAGACCCUGGUGCUAUAGUUCUGGUUCAACCCCUGCUGGGACCCUUCCUACCUCUGGCAGAGCUUCAUCUGGAACCAAGGAAAUAUAUGGAAUUCCAGAAAACGAGAUGUUUCCAAGAUUACUGCAGACAGCAAUUAGGUUUGCAGAUUCUCAUCCCUGGGAACUCCAUACAGCUGGCUUAUUAUGGAAAGCCAUGUGUCCUCACAGUGGGUCAAACAUGUGGUGUGGACGGCAGAACCCAGACUAACAGAUGUCCAGAGGAAAACAUCCUGGCAAAGUCCUCUCUUGUGGAAGAGCAAACUCAGGGAAGUGAGGAAAAUACCACAUUGCCAGGUGCCAUGGGGAAGUUAACGUUAGAAGAUGGACACCUGAAUGCAAAAUCUGAGCCGACUUUUGCAGAAAAUAAGACUGACUGUUUUUCCCACCGUGACCCUUUAGUACAAAACUUAGAAAUGACAUAUGAAGAAAGACUUUGUGAGCAGGUAAACACCAACGAUAGUUCUGCGAAGUGUGAAGAAUUUGAUGGUUCUGCUCAGCAAAACACAGAUGGAACGAAAGAAGAAAUGAUUCAAAGAAAAACACACGGACCUUUCUACUAUGUCACGUCAGAAACCAAACUAGUUAUUGACGCAGGUGGUGACAGAGCCACAAAAGAUGAUGGACAGGAGGGGAUGAGCUAUGACAUGAUAGGAGGCCUGUCCAGGGAGCUGUCAAUCAUCCGUGACAUGGUAGAGCUUCCGUUGACUUGUCCAGAGGCCUUCAGAAGUCUGGGAGUGGGCCCACCCAGUGGAGUUCUGCUGUUUGGCCCACCAGGGACAGGCAAGACCAUGGUGGCCAGGACACUGGCUGCUGAGAUUGGGGCAACCUUUAUCACUAUCAACGGGCCAGAAGUUCUCUGCAAAUUUUAUGGAGAGACAGAGUCCAGACUCAGAGAUAUCUUUCAACAAGCUGAAGACAGAGCACCAUGUAUUAUAUUCAUCGAUGAACUGGAUGCACUUUGCCCAAGGAGGGAUAAAAUCCAGUCAGAGUUGGAGAAGAGAGUAGUUGCUACUUUGCUGACCCUGAUGGAUGGUAUAAGGCUCCCAGGCCAGGUGGUUGUGCUGGCUGCCACCAACCGGCCAGGUGCAGUUGACCCAGCCUUGCGCCGCCCGGGAAGGUUUGAUAGGGAGGUAGAAAUCCCCAUCCCCAAUGCCGUGCAAAGGGCUGAGAUUCUGUCUUGCCUGCUGAGGAAGAUGCCUCAUACUCUCAGUCCAGAUAACAUUGCCAGCAUUGCGGACAGUGCUCAUGGCUAUGUAGGAGCUGACCUAACAGCUGUUUGUAAAGAAGCUGGUCUCCAGGCAUUCAGAAGAUACACAGAAAGAGUAAAGGUUGACGAGUACACAGAGACUGCAGGUGGUGACAGCAGCCUGGCUCAAACUGUCCAAGUGUCCCUGGAAGAUUUUGUCUUUGCUUUGAGGGAAGUGAAACCAAGUGCCAUGAGGGAGGUCAUGAUUGAUGUGCCAAGAGUGCAUUGGUCUGACAUUGGAGGCCAGGCUGUGAUCAAACAGAAGCUGCAGCAGGCGGUGCAGUGGCCUCUACAGAACCCUGAGGCCUUCCAGAGGAUGGGCAUCCAGCCUCCCCACGGCAUCCUCAUGUACGGACCUCCCGGCUGCUCCAAGACUCUCAUUGCCAGGGCACUAGCAACAGAGAGUGGACUCAACUUUAUAGCUGUUAAGGGUCCUGAGUUGUUCAGUAAGUGGGUGGGAGAGUCGGAGCUGGCUGUGAGGGAGGUGUUUCGUAAGGCGCGUGCUGCUGCUCCAUCCAUCGUGUUCUUUGAUGAGAUCGAUGCCCUGGCAGUGUCAAGGGGGAGCUCUGGUGGGGCAAACAGUGUAGCAGACCGUGUUCUGGCACAGCUGCUGACAGAGAUAAAUGGAGUAGACAGACUGGGAGAUGUCACCAUCGUGGCUGCCACCAACCGUCCGGACAUGAUCGACAAGGCGUUGUUGAGACCAGGAAGAAUUGAUCGUAUCCUGUACAUACCACUGCCUGAUGCCGACACAAGACGUGAGAUCCUCAAGAUACAAUUCCAAACUAUGCCAGUCAGCCCAGACCUGGAUGUGGACUGGCUCGUGCAGAAAACUCAGAACUAUUCUGGAGCAGAGGUAGUUGCAGUGUGCCAAGAAGCUGCACUUUCUGCCUUGACAGAAGACAUCAAAGCUCAGUCUGUCCUGGGGAGACAUUUUCACCAAGCCCUGCAGGCAGUCUGUGCCAGGAUCGGACCAGAGAUGAUUAGAUUCUACCAGCAGUACCAACAGAACAGUGGACUUCACUGUAUUUGAGUCCAUCACAAGGCAGAGAAGUACUACAUGUAUGCAGUAAUAUUUUGGACAAUAAUCCAUGCUAGUACUCCCAGUCCUGCUCUAAUCCUGUGUUAUACAUGUCUUAUGCAGUUUGGUCAGGACUGUUAAUAGCUCUUUCAAGGAUGCAAAAGCUAAGAAAAGGACCAAAUUUAUUUAGAAUUAGGCCACACCGACUUAAUUUUAUGGAUGACAGAUCUGAAGACCCCUAAACUAGUGCACGUGGGCGAAUAAAAAAA